GGAAAACCAGUCUGGCUUCUGUCAAAACUCUCACUGACGUCAACACCGGGUAUAUAAGUGAUUGUUUGCGCCCAGUUUUAUCAGUCAGGUUAAGAAGCCGAACUUAGACAUUCAGAUCGCAAAGAUGGUGAAAACGGGAUUAUUAUCAGCUGUGAUGCUCGUCACUCUGUUUGCCAUCAUCGGCACAUCAAAGGCCGUUCCUCAUAACCACGAACCAGCUUGCGGUAACACAGCUUGCAUAUUGGUCUACCAGCCCGUUUGUGGCAGCGAUGGCAAGACAUACUCCAACUCUUGCUUCUUUGAUAUCGAGAAGAGGUGCGAAAAUCCAGCACUAACGGUGCGAUGCCAAGGAAGAUGCACCGAGUGUUGAGAUUAGUGAGUGACAGAAGUACCCAUUAAAUAUGGAGAAAAUAGUUGAAAAUACCACUGAUGUAAUUCUUCACGAAUGUCACUGUAUAUUUGACUUAAAUUUCCUACCUCAAAUAUCUGUUUCAUUCACUGAAUAAAUUAUUAUUGAACAUUGUAUAAUUCAUGGAAAAUUAAAUAAAACCUGUAUCUAAAA
Messenger RNA from Macrobrachium nipponense, 562 nucleotides. RefSeq names its product turripeptide Ici9.1-like. Gene Ontology annotation, molecular function: protein binding. Bases 125 to 370 code for a protein of 81 amino acids. Lineage: Eukaryota; Metazoa; Arthropoda; Malacostraca; Decapoda; Palaemonidae. The record is from RefSeq and is a predicted model, not a curated record. The transcript is spliced from 4 exons.